Gracilinanus agilis (Agile Gracile Mouse Opossum) is the source of this 5015-nucleotide messenger RNA. It is a transcript of the gene PARP4, whose product is annotated as poly(ADP-ribose) polymerase family member 4. Gene Ontology annotation, molecular function: NAD+ poly-ADP-ribosyltransferase activity. The record is from RefSeq and is a predicted model, not a curated record. The coding region runs from base 1 to 4566 and encodes 1521 amino acids. NCBI's taxonomy places the organism in Eukaryota, Metazoa, Chordata, Mammalia, Didelphimorphia, Didelphidae. The transcript has 34 exons.
AUGGGAAUGUUUAAAAAUUACAGAUUCUACUUGAAAGAUGACAGUUUACAACACAAGCAGAAGAAAUUCCUAAGAACUCAUAUUAAGAAAAAUGAUGGAAAUGUUUCCUCUGUACUAACCCGUAAGUGCACACAUGUCAUCUUAGAUAAUGAUGCUGUUCUGAGCCCUGGUGAGCUGAGCACUGUCCAGAAGUAUGAUAUCUCCAUUGCAAACAUAGAUUUUUUAUGGGAGUGCCUCAAACAAGGAGAGCUCUUAAGUACUGAGAAUUACAAAUGCAUCGAAUCAUCAGAAGUCACUUCACCUCCUUUUAAAAGGUCAAGCAAUUUCAGGGUGGAGGAAGACUUGCAUAGUACCACAGAGAAUAAUGAAGACUUCGUGGAGCACAAAAAAUUUUGUACCGAAGAUGACAAUAUCCCUCAUGUCCCUCAAGAUUUUGAAGUUGCAAAGUAUAGCAUCCUGGAAAAAAUUAAGUCGGAGAGAGACAAAGAAAUUGUGGUGGUAGAAUUGCAAUGCUUCCAGUACCAUCCUGAAUUUUCUUUUCUUGUAUCUGUGAAUUUUCUGCUGGCAGGAGGAGUUAAGACUAAAAGACAUUUAUCUAGAAAAAAUACAUCUGAAGAAGCAAGUGAGUACUUUGAGAAUUACAUUGAAGAACUGAAGAAACAAGGAUUUCUACCAUCAGAAAAUUUUCCACCUGAAGCAAACCUAAAACUGGCAUCUCAGAAGUUACAAGCAUUGUUGUUGGAGGAUGUUUUAGAUAGAGAUACUAUAAGUGAAGACGUGAGUACCUUAGUGGAGUUAAUUUGGAUGGAAGCUCUUGGCCAUCUGGAAAACAUUCUUCUCAGGCCAGCAAACAGCAUCAGCCUUAAUGAUGUAAGCAAAGCUGAGGGCAUUUUACUUCAAGUUAAGGCAGCACUGAACAAGGGAGCAACAACAGAAGAAUUGAAAAAGAUGAUGUCAAAAUUCUACCAACUUAUACCUCACCGAAGAACAGAAGAUGAAGUUAACCAAAGACUAUUAUCUAAGAAAGAAGAUCUCUGCCAGCUUAUAAGAGAUGUGGUUAAUGUCAAUGAAGCAAAUCUCUCAAGACCUAACCCACCUUCUUUUGCCAAAUAUCGAGCUCUGAGAUGCAAAAUUGAGCACGUUGAUGAAAAUACUAGAGAAUUUUACAAUGUUAAAGAAGAGGUAUUGCAAAAAAAUUAUGGGAAGAAUUCAGUAGACAUCUUAAAUAUAUAUCGAAUUGGCAGAAUUAAUGAAACUUUGGAAUUUCAAAGUGAGCUUGGCAAUGUGCAGUCUUUAUUACAUGGAACACUUGGGAGAAAUAUUGUUGGAAUUCUUUCCCGGGGAUUGCUUUUGCCCAAAAGACUGGUUGAAGAUCAUGGCAUAGAAAGAACAGAUUUUGGAAAUCUUGGUAGUGGAAUAUACUUCAGUGACUCUCUCAGAACAAGCAUUAAGUACACACAACCAACUCAAACAGAUGGAGCUAGAUUCCUGGUUGUUUGUGAUGUUGCCCUUGGAUCCUGCAUGAAUAUGCACAAGAAGGAUUUCUCAUUAACUGAGCCACCUCCAGGUUACGACAGCGUGCAUGGAAUUCAAAAAACAGAACAUAUCAUCUCAGACUUUGAGGAUGAUGAAUUUGUUGUAUACAAAAUCAGUCAGAUUAAAAUGAAAUACCUUGUUAAAUUUUGCAUUUCUGGAGACCAAGUAAAGGAUUUUUCUCCUUGUGCUGUUACGACGUGGGAGGAAAACAGACCUGAGCUUUUAAAUGAUAAUUCACAACUUAAAGAUUAUACGUUACCAGAUACUGACCCUUUCAUCAACAUAAAAGCUGGCCUUCAGGAUAUCUCUGGGAUUCCAGUCCCUCUUGAAGAGAUUCAUAUCAAGGGAAGGAUAGUGGACUUCAUAGCACAGAUCAUUGUUUUUCAAACAUAUACCAAUGAGAGUCAUCUGCCUAUUGAAACAAAGUUUGUCUUCCCCUUGGAUGACAAAGCAGCUGUGUGUGGAUUUGAAGCUUUCAUCAAUGGCAAACAUAUAAUAGGAGAGAUUAAAGAAAAGGAAGAAGCCCAUCAGGAGUACAGAGAAGCCAUCAGACAAGGCCAUGGAGCUUACUUGAUGGAUCAGGACACUCCUGAUGUCUUUACUGUGAGCAUUGGAAACUUACCACCACAGGCCAAAGUUCUUAUCAAAAUUACCUAUAUCACUGAGCUCAGUUUUCAUCAUGGAUGUGCCAGCUUCUUCAUGCCCGCUACUGUAGUGCCAUGGCAACAGGACAAAGUGUUGAAUGAAAAUUUGCAGGAUACAGUGAAGAAAGUUUGCAUUAAGGAAGUAGGAAUGCAACAACAAUUCUUUUUGAAUAUGUCGAUUGAGAUGCCACAUGUAAUUGAGUCAAUUACCAGUGAUACACAUAAACUCAAAAUAAAGAAAACAGACUGCAAAGCUGUAAUCAGCACCUUGGAUAACAGUUCCUUUGACAGCAACGGCUUUUCUCUCCAGAUUCAUAUAGGAGAUGCAUACCUCCCAAGAAUGUGGGUUGAAAAGCAUCCAAAAAAGGAAAGUGAGGCCUGUAUGCUUGUAUUCCAUCCAGAUUUCAGUACUGCACUACCUGAAAUGGCCCAGACUAAUGAAGUUAUUAUUUGUCUGGAUUGCUCCAAUUCUAUGGAGGGCUCAGAAUUACUACAAGCAAAGCAGAUUGCCUUACAUGCUCUGUCUCUAGUCCACGAGAAGCAAAAAGUAAACAUUAUCAAGUUUGGUACAAAUUAUACAGAAUUAUUUUCAUAUCCAAAGUACUCCACAAAUAAUCCUAAAAUGACUGAGUUCAUUAUGUCUGCUACACCUACCAUGGGAAAUACUGACCUCUGGAAAACCCUGCGCUUUUUAAACUUACUUUAUCCUUCUCAAGGGAUGCGCAACAUACUUCUUCUAUCUGAUGGGCAUAUCCAGAAUGAAAGCCUGACAUUGCAGAUUGUAAAAAGAAAUGUUAGACACACCCGCUUAUUUACAUGUGGCAUUGGGUCCACAGCAAAUCGUCAUAUCCUGAGGGCUUUGUCCCAGUAUGGUGCUGGAGCAUUUGAAUACUUUAACACAAAAUCUAAGUAUAAUUGGAAAAAACAGAUUGAAGACCAGAUGACAAGAAUAUUUUCUCCAGGAUGCAGCUCUGUUUCUGUUAAAUGGCAACAAUUGACUCCAAAUUCACCAGAGGCUAUGCAGGCUCCCGUACAAAUCCAGGCUUUAUUCAACAAUGAUAGACUGCUUGUGUAUGGAUUUAUUCCUCAUUGUACACAGGCUAUCCUAAGUGCUUUAAUUCAAGACAGAGAAUUUCACACAAUGGUAUCAACUACUGAACUACAGAAGACAACUGGAACUAUGCUUCAUAAGCUAACAGCUAGAGCUAUCAUCAGAGAUUAUGAAGAUGGAGUACUCCAUGAGGAUGAAACAAAACAUGAGAUGAAGAAGCAAAUUUUGAAGUCUCUGAUUAUUAAUCUCAGCAAGGAGAACUCUAUUAUAACACAAUUUACAAGUUUUGUGGCAGUUGAGAAAAGGGAUGGCAAUAAAUCAUUGGAUUCCUGUACUCCAAAUAUUUUCGAACUUAUUGCCACAGAAGAUGUAGACUUUCUGCCAUACAUGGAUUGGGAAGUGGAACCGUUUGCUAUGAAAAAGAAGCCUCCUCCUCCUCCUCCUGUUCCAGCUCUUCCAGGUUCUGUUCAUCUUUUUUCUAAUUCUCAGUUAAAUUCAUUUGAGUUUCAAAGUAAAAUGUAUCAAUCACCUUUAAUGCUUAAGGAGAGGUCUGUUGAAUCAACUGCCGCUUCUGCAGAUGUUAGUUUAGGAGGCGAAUCACUAUUUUGGGAAAAACAAAAAAAGUUUGCAUCAAGUCGUGGACUUUUUUUUGGACUGAAAAAAGAUGGACAACUGCCACAACCCCUCCAGCCUCCUCUUCCUCCAUCCAGAGAUGUUGGAUCAAAAGUAGUGACUUCAGGUUUCUCAUUUAAAGAAAAAAAUUCUGUAGAACAGAAUGUUACCUCAUCUGUAGCUAAGACACAAAAACCUGAGACUCAUAUGACCCACAAGGGAAGUUGGUUGAUUGUUAUUAAAGAGAAUUUGAUGCCUUGGACUCAGGUUUUUACUCUUCAGAAUGAGGAGGGUUUUUGGAAACUUAGCCCUGAACUUGGACUUAUUUUAAACCUGAAUGUGAAUCAUUUAAACAUCUUUCUUGUGCAAAAAGGCAUUCACUCCCUAGGUCUCAAAGGAAAAGAGAAUGUACUACAGCUGAUUGCCACAUUUCUGGUGCUACAGCUCAUUCGAAUUAAACUGGAGCUAGAAGGGAUAACAGUCAAGUCCCUGAUGAAAUUAGAUGACUCAACUACUUACAGAUCCUGUGCCACAUCCUGGAGUUUCGAUGCAGUAAAAAAAGCAGUGGAAUGGGUAAGAAGAACAGAAGCACAAUAUGCAUCUCUUUGCUCUCGACUUGAAUUGGGCAAAGACUGGGACUCUGCCACCAAGCAAUUGUUGGGAAUUCAACCAAUAAGCACCAGAUCCCCUCUUUACAAAGUGCUUAAUUGCAGUCAAGGCUAAAGUUUGUCAAAUUGUAUUUGAGGCUUUUUCUUGUUUGCGUAUGUAAAGUACAUUUAUUUGAAUAGAAAAUUACUAAAAUGUAAUAUGUUGUUAUAUUCAGCUCACAAGCCAGUCAUUUGAAAAUCAUAUAAAAUAAAUUACUUUAUAAUAAGUACAUGUUAUCUGUCGGCAACAAAAGAAUAAUUAUGAUAUAGAAAAUUUAGUGUUUAACUUAGUUUGAUAUUUUGAUGGGAUUAAUUCUUUGAUUUCAGUGCUUAACUGCUUAAUUUUGACUAACAUAAACAUUUGUAAAAUUCAUUAAGUUUAUCUAAAGGAAAUCAUUGUUUACUGAGUUAGAAAAGGGAUAGCGAGUAUGUCAUACUUAGGAUUAAGACCUAGGAAGCAAAAAAUGUUCAGUCUAUAGAAUUGUACAAGUUCAAUUACUAUAAUAAAGUAAACACUUGAAAUAA